AACAACUGACCGAGAUAAAUAUGUUUGUGGAAAAUAUAAUUAAUGCAUUUUGUUGUAGACUGUACAGGGUGCUUCGGCGAAAUUCACUGCCAGCAGGAACGACAAGUUUUUGGCGAGUACAAUCACAAGAAGCUAACGUUAGCUCAGCUAGCGUUAGUCAAUGGCGACGUUGUUAGCGAAUUAACUGAUGCCAGUUUAUAUUAUAAUAAAAAAUUAAGAGAAAUUUCGGCUUCUGCCAGCUCAUAUCAAUGAAGAAACGCUGGCAAAUAAUAAGGAGUAAAGAAGAUGGAUGUUAAGAGCUAGCUAAGACAAACUGACUGGUUUUGAUGUUCCGUUUUUCAGAUAGAGAGGACUGCUGAAACCCGGGCAGUAGGUCGAAAUUCAGUUUGUAUGACACAAUGGAGACAAUGAAACCUCACAGAUGUGAAAAAUGUGGACAGAGUUUUUCAGACAGUAGCUUGUUUGCUUCUCACGUGUGUUCAAAGAGGCAGAGAGCUCCAUCCAGUAAAGGACAUCUGGAGAGCUACAAAUGCUCUCAGUGCAGCGAGAUCUUUUCCAAAACAGCUGCUCUGAAACACCACUUCAAAAUCCUCCACAGUGGAUGUGACCCUGAAGGCCCAUUCCACUGCUCUGAGCAAGGCUGCCAGUUCAGCAGCACAGAUCGUCAGGAAUAUCAAGUCCACUUGACGUCCACGCACGGCCUCACUCUUAUUCCUUGCACCUUCCGGUCCUGCAAAGUGUCGUUCCUCACACGGGGUGAGAUGGAGAGCCACUGCAAAGGCCACAUGCCUUUUGGCUGCUUUCAUUGCCAGUUUAUCACCCAAAAUGCAAAAGAACUGAGUGACCACCUCUCAGAGCACAACCAUCUGCCAACUUACACUCAAGGGAACGAGACUUCGUCCACUACUGUAUGUACUGAGGAAAUCCACCAGCCUCAAGUCUCCAGUAGGCCGAAAAGAAAACAGAAAACCAACCCAGGUUAUUUGUCGUCAUCAGUCGAAGAUGAGAACAAGGAAGAACAUGAGAGGCAAGGACCUAACGUGAAGAGAGCAAGAAAAGCAGCUGUGCCACUGCCAUCCAAAGAGUACCUCGCAGAGGGUGCAGAGCACAUCUAUCGCACCAACACCUGUCCCAAGUGUCGGCGCUGCUUCAAGAUGCGUUCCCACCUGCAGGAGCACCUCCAUUUACAUUUCCCUGAUCCCAGUCUCCAGUGUCCCACCUGUAAGCGUUACUUCACCAGUAAGAGUAAGCUACGCAUACACAGACUCCGUGAGGCGGGUGAAAAGGUUCAUCGCUGCCACUUGUGUGAAUAUUCUGCCGUGGAGCGGAACGCAAUCCGCCGCCACCUUGUCACCGUGCACGCCGACGAGGCAGAAGAUGACAUCAGCUAUCCUUGUCCUACCUGUGGUGAAAGCUUUCGUCAGAGCAGGUUGCUUAAAGCUCACAUGAAGACGCACAACAUCGCGCCAGAUAGCGAGCCGGUGGCCUGCUUCCACAAGGGUUGUUCUUUCCAGAGUUCUUUGCGCAAGGAGCUUCUUAAACACGCCGCCGAAGCGCACGGGGUCAAGGCCGUAGAAUGCCGACAUCACGCCUGCGGUGUCGUCUUUCCAAACGAGAAGGACAUGGAGGCUCAUUAUCGGACGCACCUCGCCUACCACUGCUCACUGUGUGAUUUCUCUUGCUCCAAUAAGACCGUCUUCCUCCAGCACCAGCGGCACGGCCACCCAGGAAACGACAAGCUUUCCUGCGACUUUUGUGCUUUUGUUACAUUUAACCCCGUGGAGUUCGAACAGCACAUCGGACACUUACACGCCAACGAGAAGAUCCACCGCUGUUCUCAGUGCAGCUAUGUGACCUCACAUAAACGUGGCUUGAAGAGACACAUGCUGAUGCACAGCGGUGAGAAGCCCCACAAGUGCAGCAUCUGUGACUUCAGGUGCCGAGAUGAGUCCUACCUCUCUAAACAUAUGCUCACUCACUCUGAUGACAAGAACUUCAUGUGUGCUGAAUGUGGAUACGUCACUAAAUGGAAACACUAUCUCAACGUCCACAUGAGGAAACAUGCUGGAGACCUCAGGUAUCAGUGUGAUCAGUGCCCUUAUCGCUGUCACCGCAUGGACCAGCUCAACAGCCACAAACUACGACAUCAGGCUAAAUCUCUCAUGUGUGAGAUCUGUGCUUAUGCCUGCAAGCGCAAAUAUGAGCUUCGCAAUCACAUGUUGUCCAAACACUCCGGAGAAGGGAAACAGCCGUCUGUGUAUAAGUGCAAAUACUGUACGUACACUACCUGCUACCGACAAGCCCUUCAAAACCAUGAGAACUGCAAACAUACCAAGCUGAAAGAGUUUCGUUGUGCACUUUGCUUCUAUUCCUCGUUCAGUAGCAUCAGCCUCUUCCUGCACAAGAGGAAAGCUCAUGGGUACGUACCUGGGGACAAAGCGUGGCUAGAGAACUACGCUGCAAAAGAGAAGGAGAGGAACUCGACUGAGUUCUUGCAGGGUUUCUACAAUAAGUCCUCAAUAGGUAAUGAGCCGUCUGAACAACUUACCGAAGGACCUCCACCAUCUCAAUGUGAUCUCCCUGGCUCAGCAGAUCACAGUGGCAGCAAGGAAACCGUAACUGGCUCACAAGCUGUUGAUUCGGUGAAUGUUUUUGAUGUUGUGUGUCAAGAGGUUGUCAAUGAAGGUAUUUCAGACAGUCCACCUGGGAGCAGUCCCGAGGAGUACUGCACUCUUGUUUUAACUGCACUAUCAACCACUGACUAUGAAACCCCAUCUUUUCAAAACGAGGAGGAAAAUUCUCCGAGUGCAUCCACUCUAAAUUGCAAUGAGUCUGAUACGCCACAAGAAAAGGCAGACUUCUCUAAAUCUACAAGGUCAUCAGAGGAAGACAAUAUAGCCAUAGCCGACGAAGAGAGUGAACAAAGUGACUUGGAUGACAACUAUGAGUCUCUAAAUAAUACGAGUCAACCGACCGAGCCUGAGAAGAGUCAGACUGAGACGCCUGAGGUGGAGAAUGAUUGUGGAACAGUCAUUUCAACUUCUCCACCUGAGCAAAAUCAGCCGUUAGAAUCCGAAGUCCGUCUGAAAGCUAUGAAGAAGCACGACAAGGACCAAGCCGAAGCCAUGGUUUUGGAGGGACGGGUGCAGAUGCUCGUGGUGCCGACCAAAGACGUUUACCGCUGUGACAAGUGCUCUUAUGUAACCAAAAAGGAAACGGCUUUGAAGUACCACUGCCGGUCUUUGUGCCACGGUAGAAUACAGGGACACAAGUGCCAGGCCUGUGGUGCACAGUUCAAACAGAGGCGAGGCCUUGAUAGCCACCUUGCAAAAAAGUGCCCAGCACUUCCACGAAAAACAAGGACUUUUGUCGGUCUUUCAGCUACACGUCUGGCUACAGAUGAAAACUCUACCGUGGGUCAAGAAGCUUCCAAACAACUGGAUGAGGGAAUUAAUUCAGAUCAGACAAAGCUUCUCUCUCCACAAAAUAGGAUCUCCACAGAUUCAAAUGAUCAGGAUUUUCAUCAGCUUGUUAAUAGUGCCUCUACAUCUAGUGAAUCAGGACAUCAGCAAUGCAACGUUCAGACAAAAAAGCUUUCCGAUAACGAACAAACAGAUGUUCCACUGCUGAAAAACUCCCUUUACACUAAAGAAGAUGGGAAAUUUAAAUGCAAGCUCUGCAAUUUUUCAUCAGUAAAGCUCACAACAGUUGAUCGACACACUUCGACCUGCCGGAAAAAAAAUCAAAUCCUUUCAGAAGUGGAUGACGAGUGUGGUGAUGAGUCAGUCAAAGAAAAAGAAGAUGUGGUGGAGGAGCCUGAGAAAGUUUCUAAGAAAUGUCAAAUUUUCUCUUGUCCAAGCUGCGCAUUUAAGUGCAAUCAGAGAAGAGCAUUAGACCGCCAUGAAAAGAGAGGCUGCUUGAAACCAGAUGAGGUCCAAUGCACCAUGUGUUCAUUCAUUUCCAAAUCUAAAACGUCUUUGUCACGUCACGUUCUGUAUGUCCAUGACAAAAAAAAGUUUGGCGUCUCUAAACCUAAGCGUUUAAAUUGCCAGCAAUGUACUUUCACCUGUAAGCAAGAACGAUGCAUGACGCAACACGUCGCGCUCAAACACAAAGGUGCGAGGCCUCACCGUUGCCGUUACUGUCCUUUCAGCACCACCAGGCGCUAUCGCUUGGAGGAGCACGAGUCUCUUCACACAGGAGUCGGUCGUCACAGCUGCAAUAUGUGCAACAAGACGUUUGGGGCUGUGACCAAAUUGCGUCAACACAAGACGCGCAUCCACGACAAACGGCCUACUCACCUGUGCUCACUCUGCGACUUCAGCGGCUACACGCUUGACGACAUAAGACGACACAAUCUCAGAUGUCACACCGGAGAGUUGCAUCACGCCUGCACUCAUUGCGAGGCUCGCUUUAGUUCGGAAGUUGCUCUAAGAAACCACUGUAAACGUGUGCACCAGCUGCAGGUCUGUUUCUCAUGCAAGCAGUGUGACUAUACGUGCAGCAGCGAGGCCACGCUGAAGACCCACCAACAGACUAAGCACCCACAAGUAAAGUGUACCACCUGCCAGGAGUCUUUUGAGACAGUGGAAAACCUUGAGAUUCACCAGAGAAUCCACCUUGCACAUCAGUGUCAGCUGUGCCCGUUUGCUACCAAAACGAGGCAGCUAUUAGCGCAACACCUCCUGAAUGAACAUGAGGAAGGAUCUCCACAGGACAAGCCUCUCAAGUGCAGCAGCUGCCAGUUCUCUUGUCAGCAUCAGCUGGUGUUGGAGCAGCACCUCCGUUCACAUGGAGGCAAACGUCUGUACAAAUGCACAGACUGCAAAUAUUCAACCCGGAACAAGCAGAAGAUCACAUGGCACAUCCGCAUACACACCGGGGAGAAGCCGUACAGCUGUGAGCAGUGUAGUUACACCUGCACUGAUCCCUCUAGGUUGAAGCUUCAUAUGAGGGUUCACCAAGAAGAGAAGAAGUACCUUUGUCCGGAGUGCGGCUACAAAUGCAAGUGGGCGACUCAGCUGAAGUAUCACAUGACCAAGCACACAGGGGAGAAGCCAUACGCCUGUGAAGAGUGUGACUACCGCACCAACAGAGCAGAUGCCCUCCGUGCCCACCGGGACACGCAGCACUGCGACAUGCGCCCUUACAUCUGUGAGAAAUGCGGCAAAGCCUUCAAGACUAGUUUUAUACUGAAAACCCACCAGCGGCAACACAGCGACGAUCGGCCGUACACGUGCGGCUUGUGCCACAAGGCCUUCCGGUGGCCGGCAGGCCUCAGACAUCACUAUCUCUCUCACACUAAGCAGCAGCCUUUCUGCUGUCGUCACUGUUCCUACAGAGCCAAACAGAAGUUCCAGGUGGUCAAGCAUUUGCAGAGGCACCACCCGGAGAUGUCGGUAGAGCAGGGGGUAGUGAGGGACUCUGAAGCUGUCAGCCUGACCCUGAAGGAGGCCUUGCAGGGAACGCUGGAUGAGAGAGCAGCUGAGGUGGAGGAGGAGGAGGAAGGAACAGCUGAAGAGGCACAGAAAGUAGGUCAAGAGGUUGCACAAAGAGGAGAAGAUGGUUAGAUAAAACAGUGAAGAGUAAGCACAAUAGAAAUGCAGUGAUUUUCAAGCCUGUCAACGUUUAUAUUUCUCCCACUUGAUAUUAUAAUAUUGAAAAGUUUUGGAUUCAUUUUCCUCGAAACAGGUCCGAGAAGGUAUUAAAAAGACUUAAUUACUGCAGGAAAGUUAAAAUAUUUUUGCAAAAACGGAAAUGAAUGAAUCAUUUCUCAUUGGUUAAUCCAUCCGUCCAUUUUCUGCAGCUUGUCAGGGUCCAGGUCACUUUAAUUUAAUUAAUUAUAUCACUGGGUGUUAUUGUUAUACACUGCUGGGAAGUGUGAUGUAAUGUGUUGUUCUAGGCCUUAUCGCCUGGUUUUCUGUCAUAUUUUAAUUUCAUACAUUGGUCAUUAUGAUAGUGAAACAGGUAUUAAAUUGCUUUCUAUUUGGCAUUAAAAAGGUCUUUAAAACGGCCUAU
Messenger RNA from Thunnus maccoyii (southern bluefin tuna), 6018 nucleotides. RefSeq names its product zinc finger protein 142 (gene znf142). Gene Ontology annotation, cellular component: nucleus. Bases 399 to 5570 code for a protein of 1723 amino acids. Gene Ontology annotation, biological process: regulation of transcription by RNA polymerase II. NCBI's taxonomy places the organism in Eukaryota, Metazoa, Chordata, Actinopteri, Scombriformes, Scombridae. The transcript has 8 exons. The record is from RefSeq and is a predicted model, not a curated record. Gene Ontology annotation, molecular function: RNA polymerase II transcription regulatory region sequence-specific DNA binding; DNA-binding transcription factor activity, RNA polymerase II-specific.